This is a messenger RNA of Dibothriocephalus latus, 477 nucleotides long. NCBI's taxonomy places the organism in Eukaryota, Metazoa, Platyhelminthes, Cestoda, Diphyllobothriidea, Diphyllobothriidae. The record is from the annotation of a GenBank genome assembly.
AUGGAACCCGAUCAAAUGCAAAGGUACACAUCGAAGUACCUUUUCAUCCCCAAGGGCAAUUCGCUGCCCAAAAUACUGUCAGAAAAUAUGGAAACGCGUUCCAUUACAUGUGCAUCACCCGAACAGCAUCCCUAUGAGCAUCCAACCGCGAGAAACACCCGGAUAUACACCGGUCCGGACUACUCCCCCUCCAAUCGUCGAGCUCAAUCCCUCUUCUCCCUUACCGUAUGCGAGAAUCGUUCCCAGGCAAUGGCAAUGCAUCUCUUAGAUUCCAUGGUGAUGCCCUCAAACUCUACAACCUACGAUAUCGUUGACCAUGCGGAGGAGGGACCAAUGGCCACACCUUCAAUCACAAACAGCCAACUAUCAGGGUCACACAAAGCCACUUUGGGCUGCAAAAUCGCUGUGGGCCUCUUCGUAGCGCUCUCAAUCUGUAUCCUCCUUUCGGUUAUUAUACUGGGUGUUCACUUUAUUUAA